AUGUACAUCACUCUCUACUUCAUAGUCACCCGCCUCCCUGACUCUCUUAGCGCUGCAAAGGACCUCCUUCUCGCCCUUGACCCCACCGACCUCACUAUCGACCUGCUCGAGAAGCACCUCCUUGCAGCUGAGACUAGCAUACUAGCUGUAGGGGCUUCUCGUGGCACUCCUCGCACUCCCUUCUUUGAGGGGUGUUCGCCCUCCCCCCUGGUCCCCUCCGUCGCCUCUACUACAGCUGUUGACUCCCUUCGUGCUGAGGAGGUAGGAGCAGCAUCUGCCCCUAGUGGGAGGCGUCGUAGCGGCAGUGGCAGGGGAGGCAGAGGCAGUGGGGGUGGCAGAGGUGGAGGCGGUGGUGGGGGCGGUGGAGGCGGUGACCGCUCUAGUGAGACAUGCGGGAAGCUCCACACCCAGUACCGUUGCUUCUCUCGUCUUACCGACACCUUUCUCACAGAGUUUCCCGACGCGGCUAAGCUCCCCCGCUGGGCAGAGCUGCUUAGGCAGGGUGUGGACAUCUUUGCUCUUGAUUAUGAUGCUAUCCUUACUGCCAUGUAUGCAUUGACUGUUAGUGUUGAGAGUGACUCUUGCCUGUGUAUGCCGCCAGACCCAGGUAUAGAGGCUGCUGCUUUAGGUGCUAGUGAGUCUGCUGCUCUAGGUGGUGGUUAG
Closterium sp. NIES-65 is the source of this 663-nucleotide messenger RNA. Lineage: Eukaryota; Viridiplantae; Streptophyta; Zygnematophyceae; Desmidiales; Closteriaceae. The record is from the annotation of a GenBank genome assembly.